CGAAGCUGCCCUUUCCCAGCCCUUCUUGCUGGUCACUCGUCAUUUUGCAUCUCCGUUCAAAAACGAGCUGUUAUCGCCAACGGCAAUCUCAUCUACAUUUCACGGCACAAGAGUGUGCAUAGCUUUUGCGGCAGGACUUUCUUUAGCCGCUUUUUGAUUAUUUCUAUCAGUCGCAGUCAACCCCGUCGCCCUCGUCACUCUUCCAAUGUCGUUCCCUUUCCAGCCAACGGAACGUUUAUAUGCGAGUGUGACAGGGGGCGGCGAAAGCUUGGGAAUAUGGGGUCCAGGUAACAUAGCCUUCCCGGACUUGGACGAUUUCGCAUCUCUGCUCUCGGGGGCUGCACCCUCGACGGAAGCCGGGAGUCUCCCGACACCCCCGCUAGGUGAAAACCUAGAAUUAGGUGGAGGACGCCACUCCACUGUUGAAGAUUUGGAGGCCUUCUUGUUGGGGAGCGCUGAUAUACCUACUGUACCACCGUCCAUGGGUAUCGCGAAUGCUUUCCAGGACACAGAUUUUGUUUUUGCCGAUGUUAUGGCAUCGACAGGCUCGUCGCCACAGACGACCGCAAUGAGUGCCACUGUGGAGGGUCAACACUGCCGAUCUGCGCUAGAUACCCUACCUUCCACUGCGUCAAAGACUCGGCCGGGGCAACCAAUGUCUCCAGUGUCAAUAACGUCGAAUGAUGAAGCACCAAUCAGCGAAGUGGAGCCAAAGAGUCUUGGCAAGCGCCGAAAGUUAACUGCUGAAGAGAAAGAUCAAAGAGCGAAAGAGAGGGCGAUUCGUAAUCGACAAGCAGCUCAAGAAUCCCGCGACAAGAAGCGCAAGUACAUUGAUGACCUCGAAGCGACAAACGCGCAUCUUUCACAACAGAACGUGGAGCUUACCCAACGACUCGAGUCGAUCGAGCGCACGAACCAGUCUUUGACCUCCCGCAUUGAAGACCUUGUGUCCCAGCUUGCUUCUUUCCGAAAACGAUUUAAAUCUUCCGACGAAUCUGAAUUCCUCGCGCUUGGCGCUCUUUCAUCCGACCCAGCAGCGGUCGCAUCCCAGCAGCGGAUGUUGUCAAGCAAGAGGAAUUCGAAGAGCCUUGCGACGACUGCGCAAGGCACCUCAGCUUCGAAGAGUUCUUCAACCUCGACCCAGGCUCACCCGCUGGCUGCGAUGGUGGUGGUGACUCUUUUCCAAUCGAUGGUCUAUAUGAUCACGACAUCAAGAGUCUUCUCGCCUUUGACCAGCCUUUUGACCUUGGGUUCCAGGUUGAAGAAUUCUGCUGAGGGUCCGGUCGAUCUAAAAAUUAAUCGUGGAGAAUCCUGGCGUCAAAUGCGGACAGGGAUUGGGCUUUUGCCAGAUCUCGAUGGGUAUUAUUCAACACAGCCAUGCUCCCGGUUAGAGAAAUUUCCGGUUUUGCGAAAGAUAUGGGCGAUGUAGACCAACGUGAGGCUUAAUACUUUUUGAUUCACCCGGGCGCCAACGAGUCCUUCUUGCUCAUUUCUAGGUGUUUGAGGAAUAAUAUUUUUUUUUUUCAUGUCUAUGUAGUUGGUUUGUUCUUUUAGUUAUGGCCCAAAAUGGGGCAUGUAAAUAGAGAAAUAUUCAUUAUUUUGGUUUAUAUCAUUCCUUGGAAACCUG
Molecule: messenger RNA, 1627 nt
Organism: Spizellomyces punctatus DAOM BR117
Lineage: Eukaryota; Fungi; Chytridiomycota; Chytridiomycetes; Spizellomycetales; Spizellomycetaceae
Product: transcription factor HAC1
Exons: 2
Coding region: 206-1429 (407 amino acids)
Biological process (GO): positive regulation of transcription by RNA polymerase II
Molecular function (GO): DNA-binding transcription factor activity, RNA polymerase II-specific
Source: RefSeq, a predicted model, not a curated record